AUAUUUGGCAUUUUCUACAACCUGCUGCUGAGUGCUCUUGCAUGGUCACUUGGUGCCUGUUGGUGUGGCAUGUGCCAGGGUUUAAAGUUGGGAGUGUCAUGUACCCAGUCCCUCAAAAUGUAUCACCUGUGCAAUGGAUUCUGGCCCAGGUGGCGGCCAAGUGUGGUGUCUCUGACGGGCGACAGCUCACCGACAGUCUAUUACACCUCAUUAACUUAGACUCUAACAUCACAAACGUUGCCUCUGCUCCAUCAGAUUCAUCAGUCCCUGUAUCUCAUAACUUCCCCUAUCAGUACCAUCCUCAUCAACUGCAGGGAAGCUUGCAAGGAACUACUAGUGAAAAUCAGUUUGCUGGAUUUCUUGCCUCCAUAAACCAAAGCAACGGUCACAGUACAAAUAGCAGUCAUCUCUACACCAUAAGUGGCAAUAGUCUAAGCACAUCUCAAAUCAACAAGGUGAAGAUUACACACCUCAGGGCCUUUCGACCUGCGAUCAGUUGAACCCCAUAGAAAGUGGUUUGUUUUUGACACCCUCAAGUAAUACCGCAGACAACCUCUUGGGUGGGUCUUGUUGGCUUGGUGAGCCACAUAUCAGGAUGGUGUUACCUGUAUGUGGCCAAGAGAUAGUAACAAUAACAAAGACAAGUAGCAGCCAUAGCACCUCUUCAAAGAAUUCUUCCAGCAACAAUAGUAGUAACAGCAAGAACAAUAGUAACGGCAAUAACAACCAUAACAAAAAGCAUAAGAACCACUAUAAUAACAAGACUGAGCAGGGUGAUCAUAGCAAUCAGUAUUGUGUCCGUGGCAGUAAGCAAGAAAGUUUAGGCCAUGACACUUGUAGUACAGCACAGGACAAGGAGAAGCAUGAUAGCGAGCGGCUCUCACACCCAAAGGUACCUGUGGCCAAUAAAGCAGUUGAUGCAAAGGAGGUGGAGAAACUCCUGCAGGAUGCCCUCUGGAAGGGCAGUCAGCAGCAGAAGAAAAGCGAUAAUAGGUCGGAGUGUGCCAGCAGCAGUGGAGGCAGCGACACAGGCUACUCAUCACGUUGCUCCACUCCCCCUGGACCUCAGAGCCUAUCUCUUGACCACACACUAGAUGCCGCAGAGCCCAAGCUUGCCACUAAACGGCAUCUGGAUGUGCCUGGCAGAAGGGGCAACAACAGCCGGGAUUCACGAAGUGAGUCCCCAAGCACUUCCAGUGUCAGUUCUCAGGGAUCAUACCACAACCCACGCCAGAAGAGGAGAUACAAUAGCAAUGCUGAUGGCCAGAACACACAACCGCAACAAAUCUCCGGCCAGCAGGGUGGUGUUGUAGGUGGAAGGGGGAACCAUCUGUACUACAACUCUUUUCCAGAUGUAGCUAACAGAGACUGCACCAACUAUCAUAACCGAAGAUACGAGCGAGGUUAUAAUAAUUAUGGUUAUCAUGGGCACUAUGAUUAUUAUCCUUCACAUCAUCACUACAACAAUAGUGAUGGAAGAUAUAAUCAUGGGUACAAUAACAGGUACCAUAACAACCACAGAAACCACUACAACAACCACUGCCCUCCACAUAACACUAAAAAUAAUAGGGACCAAGGCAAACUGCCAGUGAGUGAACGUGCUGGGACUUUCAGCAGUGAGCGAAUAAAUACAAACUUCCAGUGGAAGAGUGAAGUGGUGGGAACUCCUAGUGAUCUGUUAAAUGGGUCAGAGUGGGACAACCUUUCACAGCAAGUUUGGGACACGUUCCAGUGCCACCAGCAGACGGACAAAACCUUUGUUAAGAAGAUGAAACUGAAGGAUAAGAUUUUCAAAGUGAUUAGGAACGUCCUACCCAUGUGUCGCUUGUUUGUGGUGGGAUCCUCUCUGAGUGGCUUUGGUGCUGACAGUAGUGACGUAGACAUGUGCCUCAUGGUGACGCCCGGGGACCUCGACCAGCGCAGGGAGGCCACAGCCGUUCUCCGCCUGCUACAAAGAGAACUGAACAAUUGUGGUUUCAUUCAGAAGAUGGAACUGAUCCGUGCUAAAGUUCCCAUCCUCAAGUUCAGAGACUCUGACUCAGAAAUUGAUGUCGAUCUCAACUGCAACAAUGCUGUAGGGAUCCGCAACACUCACCUUCUGAACUCCUAUUCUCAGUUGGAUUGGCGAGUUCGUCCCCUGGUGCUGGUAGUGAAGCUCUGGGCACACUACCAUGAUAUAAACAAUGCCAAGGAUAUGACCAUUUCCUCAUAUUCUUUAGUCCUCAUGGUCAUACAUUACCUGCAGCAUGGAACAGAGCCACCUUUAUUGCCAUGCCUUCAAACAUUUGGUGAAAAAUUCCGGCCUAAUGCUCAUAUCCUCAGCUUCCCAGUCACGGAAAAGAUGCCCACUUUCACAUCUAACAACCAUGACAGCUUAGGAAAACUUUUCCAUGGGUUCCUGGAUUAUUUUGCGAAUACUUUCACAUUUAUAGAGGACACAAUCUCAGUAAGGACUGGAGCCAUGCCAACGAGUCAGUGCCGUUCUGUCAGGUCUCGCAAGAACGAUUCCCGCAUGUGGAAAUAUCUGUGCAUUGAAGAACCUUUUGAUCUGACCAACACAGCAAGAUCUGUUUAUGAUGGAGAAGUAUUUGGAGUGAAAAAGGUGUUUGGUGAUUCUUUCAAACUCUUGGCCGAAUCAAAGGAUCUGUCACCAUCAUGUUCUUCAAGUGAUAUAGUUGUGGGAGAUGCAUGUGUUACAGAUGAGGCUCAAUUACUUAUGUUUAAGGGUGUAGGUAAAUUGUGGUUCUUUAGAUUUAUAUUUGUGUUUCCAUUGAAAAUAUUUUUUUUUAUGACAAUGUGUCUUGGCAAGUGUAAACACUGUCAUGCCUCACAUAUAUACCUCAGGAUAAGUGGCCAGAAAUGGAUCAUAACGGGAGGUCCUCAGAUUUUUUGGAUAGAAGUAUGGACACGAUACCUAUAUUGUGGGCUCUUCAGUAAAGAGUUGUGUGAAGUGCUCGACAGUAUGACACUGAAAAAAUUUGUCCUUACUAAAGUGUAA
Molecule: messenger RNA, 2998 nt
Organism: Penaeus monodon (black tiger shrimp)
Lineage: Eukaryota; Metazoa; Arthropoda; Malacostraca; Decapoda; Penaeidae
Cellular component (GO): cytosol
Molecular function (GO): poly(A) RNA polymerase activity
Source: RefSeq, a predicted model, not a curated record